Molecule: messenger RNA, 2094 nt
Organism: Schistocerca serialis cubense
Lineage: Eukaryota; Metazoa; Arthropoda; Insecta; Orthoptera; Acrididae
Product: general transcription factor 3C polypeptide 4-like
Exons: 11
Coding region: 214-2094 (626 amino acids)
Biological process (GO): transcription initiation at RNA polymerase III promoter
Cellular component (GO): transcription factor TFIIIC complex
Molecular function (GO): histone acetyltransferase activity
Source: RefSeq, a predicted model, not a curated record
UACCUUGCGGCAGUAAGCACAACACUACCCACCGAGAAGCCUCUCUCACGCCUCCUGUGGUCAGUCUGCGUAUUACUUUAGCAGUGCAGAAUGUUAUGAUAAAUCUUUUUACUUCGGGCACUGCAGACGAAACAACACUAAUGAGACAGGAAUCUCUCACCGCAGUGACAAGGACAGCGAGUACCCACUGGAAAAGAACAAUACGCAACCUCAAUGGCGUUGAUUAACGAGAACGGUGAACUAUUUGGUUUGCAGGAAACAAUGGAACUCAAAGAAAUAAACACAAUUGCAUUUGCUCCAGGAGUUACAUCUCAUUUUGCAGUAUCAUGGUCCGAAGAUAAUAAAAUGUCUCUUGUGACAUCUAAAGGAAUUCAUAUAUUUGAAUUUAUUCCCAACCCGAGAAAUUCAAAAUGCUGGUUGAGUUCAAGAAGAUUUUGGCUGAAAAUUCCAGACAUCAGGCCAACAAGAGAAUCUGGAGUGGACACAAACAAGCUUGUCUGGAAAGUGCCACAACCCUGUGUGUAUGAAAUGAUUAUGGAUGCUAACUUGACUCCGGACCUCGUAUACACUAAGCCAUUACCACCACAUGUCAUUCAAGCUUCGUGGAGCCCAGCUGGUAUGCUCAGACAUCAAAGGUGCCUGCUGGCAGUGGUUCUGAACACAGGAGCAAUUCUGCUGUUUGGCCCACGUACUUGGAAAUGGUUGGUAGUGUGCAACUUGUCAGAAAUUUGGUUAAAGCAUUGCAGAGAGCUUUGGGAAGAAAUGGAGCCAGCUGAGACAGUUGCAGAACAAUAUGAGCAGCUUAAGAGGAGGACAGCAUCCUUAAAAAUGAAUAUGAUUAGCUGGGGCCAGUUGAAACAAGACUCAUGCAGAUUUGCUGUAACUCAUACUGAUGCAAGUAUAUCAGUAUGGGAAAUACCAGUGAUGAAUGAGGCACAGUGGGAUGCAGCAAGUGUUCAGUUAAUUAGAGUUGUGGACACAAAGAUGAGCAUCCCAUCUGCACUACUCUGUCUGUCCAUUGGCACGGUAGUUGGUGAUUUGGAUGGUCACAUUUCAGUCCUGCCAGACGUUUUUAAAGAUGUACCAGCAGAAACUGCAAUGCCUUAUGUACUUUGGGAUGAAGAAGACCACAUUAAGGUUAAUGCCAUAAGCUCACUUCCACAGUCAUCGGAAUGUGAAUCCGCUGGCAAGUGGAUCAUACUUGCAGUGAAAAAAACAUUUAUGAUUGUCUUUGUAUUGAAUAAGAAUGGCCAAAAGAUCUCUGAAUAUCUUCACCGAGUGGGUGGCCUUGCAAUUUCUGGUUUAGUACCAAUAAGUGCAGAAGGAGUGGUAGUGACAUCACACACGGGCGUUGUGUGUAAGCUCAACAUCAAGGUGAAUGAAAGUGAAGAUAUAAUUGUUGAAUCUGAAAAUAUUGUAACAAAUUUCAAAACGAAAGAUGUUGCUUUCUACGGAAUAGCAUGCAGCAGAAACCAAGCAGUAUGGGCAAUAGUUACAAGUAUAUGCAAGUUAUAUGACCAUCUUGUCCUUCGGAAACCUGGACAAGUAAUAUUUUGCUCAUAUAUACCUGAAGAUAAUUUAAGUUCCUGUCUUGCAAACAAUGCAGCUAAACCACUUAUAGACACUGGAGAAUACUUGGAAUUAAUAAGAAUGAACUGUUUAAAGAACAAGGCAGUCCCACUGCUUCAGAACCUUCCGUGUGCAACAAAACCAUUUCCUUGGGACAUUCCUAGGCUGCGAGUGGAAUUCUGGCUGGCACAUACAAAGCUGGUUCUGCUUCCUAAUAGUGGAGAAGAAGACAAGGAACAGCAAAUGAAACUUACUCAGAAAUACAUAACAGAGCUAGAACAGCUGCUCCAGGUGCUGCAUGCUAUCACUGCCCUAAAAAGUCUGAAGAUUACUGCAAGAGAAAAGCCAUUGAACAUGCAUGAACAAAUAUCUGCACAUCUCAUGGACACCUGGCUAAGAAUAUAUGUAUCAGCAGCUUCUGAUUCUAUUGCAGAUCUUAUUAAUGAAGCACUCGCGGAUCCACUACCAGUUACUAAUGAAGUUCCAGAAGAGAAAUGUGCAAUAUGCAAUCAAGAUAUCCUUUAA